Coniosporium apollinis CBS 100218 is the source of this 1440-nucleotide messenger RNA. RefSeq lists its product as uncharacterized. Gene Ontology annotation, biological process: regulation of transcription by RNA polymerase II. The transcript has 3 exons. Gene Ontology annotation, molecular function: DNA-binding transcription factor activity, RNA polymerase II-specific; RNA polymerase II cis-regulatory region sequence-specific DNA binding. The coding region runs from base 1 to 1440 and encodes 479 amino acids. The record is from RefSeq and is a predicted model, not a curated record. NCBI's taxonomy places the organism in Eukaryota, Fungi, Ascomycota, Dothideomycetes. Gene Ontology annotation, cellular component: PcG protein complex; transcription regulator complex.
AUGGAGCUUGGCGAUAUACUCAAUACUAAGUAUCCAGCACAGGCUGUACUAGCGAGACCGAUGCAAUACGACAUGCAACAACACGGCAUGCAGCACGACCUGCAGCAGCCGCACUAUACCCACGCGCCGUACCUCAACGGCAGGAUAAAAUCAGAAGCCAACUCCGAACGAGGCGUGUCGCCACAUCCCUCAGACCCGUCGUCGCGUUACUCGUCGCAGCCCGCGCCGUCGAUCCCGUCAUACCCGCAGAUGGCGAACAGCCUGCAGAAUGGCAUGCGCUACCCGUCGCCUUCUGCGAUGCAGGCUCCGAUGCCGAUGCUUAACAACAGCUACAUACCUCCGCAUCCACCACCCACAGACCACACAUACCAGCAACAGGGCCAGCAGAACCAACAAGUUCAGUCGAACGGCGGUAGACCGACUGGUGAAUCAGGGCCACCGAAGGCUUUCGCCUGCUCAACUUGCGGCAAGGGUUUCGCACGGCGUAGUGACCUCGCACGUCAUGAACGCAUCCAUAGCGGCGUACGUCCACAUGUGUGUGAAUACCCGGGUUGCGGCAAGCAGUUUAUCCAGCGUUCGGCGUUGACAGUACAUCAACGUGUCCACACUGGGGAGAAACCCCACAUGUGUGAGCGAUGCGGAAAGCCUUUUAGCGACUCGAGUUCUCUAGCGAGGCAUCGCCGGAUACAUUCCGGAAAGCGACCUUACAAAUGUCCCUACGCGGAUUGUCAGAAGACAUUUACGCGCAGGACUACUCUUACCCGUCACCAAAACCACCACACUGGGACUGUCGAGGAGGCUGCAGCCGCAACAGCUGCCGCCCUGGCCUCACAUGCAUCAGCACCCAGUCGGUCUACCCGCUCAGACGUAGACGAGUACUCCGAAGCAGCAGGGUCACCGCUCCCAAGCCCGACACUCAACGAUCGACCAAUGUCGAUUUCGCCUGCAGCAGGAAUGCCUGGCGUUCCUCAAAUGCACAGGCAACCAUCGGACUAUGCGUAUAUGAAUUCUCUGAGCGUACCUCCACAUCUCCGGAGCGAGCUUCAGCAGCCCAGUCCUCGUUCUUCUCCCUCCUUGACAUCCCAGUCAUACGCAUCCGCCAUGGGCAACCAGAGGCCCUCUCUCACGUCACACCCAAGUGGCUAUGGACCACCGCCUGUUCUCGAACCUCCAGCGAACAGCAACCACGGACAGUCCGUCAGUGCUAACGGAAGUCCCCAUAUCGGAGGCAUGGGCUGGCAGUCUCCUUCACAGCAAGGGUUACAAUCGCCAGCCCCUGCGGACGGCUAUGUCUAUCCGGAGCCUCACUAUGCUCAGACUACACCCAACCUUUACUACCAGAACUCGAAUCUGCGUAGGCCCCAAAGCACGGAUCCUGACCAGUAUGACCCGCGUCAACGGAUGGCGCCAGGCGAUCUGUGGGCUCCGCCAGUUCAGUAG